Molecule: messenger RNA, 1389 nt
Organism: Owenia fusiformis
Lineage: Eukaryota; Metazoa; Annelida; Polychaeta; Sabellida; Oweniidae
Source: the annotation of a GenBank genome assembly
GGUCAAGAUUUGGUCCAAACUAUGAUUACCAUACAUAUGAUUCAGCACAGUCUCCUCCUGAUAGCUGGUCUCAGCAACUAGAAAUUCAGCAAAAGUCUCGUCCUGAAAAUACCCAGGCAAAUCAAAAAGAAUCUGAAAUGGAUCAUCAUGUGAAUGUUCCCCCUACUGAAAAACCACUUUAUCGCUCACGUCCUGAUCCCGAGCCCCCUCUGGAACCUCCCCAUCAGAAUCCAGAUUCUGACCUCAGUCCCCCUAAGCAGCCCUCCAUCAAAGUUCACAACCAUCCUGCUCCUGACCAAUCAGAAAUCUCUAGGGAUCAUGGUGAUGGCUUGCAUAAGUCUGGUGGCAGCGGCAAUAGGCAUGCUGGUGGUAAUACUGGUGGUGGUAGCAUCGAUAAACAACAACAUUCUGGUAGUUAUGACAACAGGAACUUCGAUGAACAAACUUAUGGCUCAAAGCAGAACUAUGACACUAAAGAUAACUAUGGGAAACAGAACUUUGACAGGAAACAAAACUAUGACACAAAACAGAAGUACGACCCAAAACAGAACUACGACAUUAAACAGCAAGAUUAUCAUAUGAGCGAGAGUAAUAUGGGGGGUCUGACAUCUAAGACCACCAAAGUGGAACAUAAAGGGCGUGAUGGGGACACACCACGGCAACCAACUCAUAAAGACCAGUUGGAAAUACCCGAAAAAGAAAAAGCUGAGACUCAGUUUUCCCCAUAUUACGAUAAUCCUCAUAAACAAAGCAAGCCAAUAUAUAAUGUUAACGAUGAUAAAUCUUUACCCUAUGAUGACUCAUACUAUGGGUACUCUUCUAAUAACGGGAACCCGCAAAGGAAUUCUUACGCUUAUAAUAGACAACCCAAUUACAAACAAAAUGGCCACCAAAGGGGAGGAGCCAAACACAACAAUGGAAGAAAUCGAGGAAAUGGACACAAUAAAGAUGCUGGAUUGAAGAAUCAUGGUCGUUAUGGCAACAAAAACCAUCUCUAUGGUUACCGGGAUCCCUACAGCGAUUAUUACUACCCACCUGCUGAUUAUAGCGAUGAUAGAAAUUACGAUUAUGAUGAGUUUGGUAAUAUGCGUCAAGGUAAUGGUACACUGGAUGUUUACAUGUAUACACUUGACAUUGUACAGUACUCUAAAUGUUGUAUUCUUGAAGCAGUUGAUGUGUACACUGUGUGUAAUUUUGAAUGUUAUAAUUCAAAUGUUACGUUUAGCCCUUGUAUGACUCAAGAAUAUAUAUGUAUGCCCUUGCAUAUUACAAAAUGAUAUGUAAGCUCUUUUAUGACUCAAGAAUGUACAUGUAUGCCCUUGCAUAUUCCAAAAUGAUAUGUAAGCCCUUUUAUGACUCAAGAAUAUACAUGUAUGCCCUUGCAUAUUA